This is a messenger RNA of Pygocentrus nattereri (red-bellied piranha), 6114 nucleotides long. It is a transcript of the gene gripap1, whose product is annotated as GRIP1 associated protein 1. Gene Ontology annotation, biological process: regulation of modification of synaptic structure; regulation of recycling endosome localization within postsynapse; regulation of neurotransmitter receptor transport, endosome to postsynaptic membrane. The coding region runs from base 261 to 2900 and encodes 879 amino acids. Gene Ontology annotation, cellular component: extrinsic component of postsynaptic early endosome membrane; glutamatergic synapse; postsynaptic recycling endosome. The record is from RefSeq and is a predicted model, not a curated record. The transcript has 28 exons. Lineage: Eukaryota; Metazoa; Chordata; Actinopteri; Characiformes; Serrasalmidae.
CAUCUGUAGGGCAGGUGAGCUUCGAACGGCUGCGUGGUGAAGCGCGGGUCCAGUAGCUGAGUGCUAGUGCGGUCCUCGAUGGGAAAGUACAGAAAGCUUUCCAACGUGGCUCAUUCACUUUCGUAGCUUUUCGCGUGUUCCGUGCUCAGCGGGAAGAUAUGAAUGAGCCGUUUUAAUGACUCACUGAGUGAACUGGUGUCGGUGGAGCCUCUACACCCCCUCUUGGUGGACCCAUAGUGAACUCGUUCCUGUGGGUGAAGAUGGCGCAGGCUCUAUCAGAAGAGGAGUUCCACCGUAUGCAGGCUCAGUUGCUGGAGCUGCGAACCCAGAACUACCAGCUGUCAGAUGACCUGCGAAAGAACACUGCAGAACUCAACAAUGUCCGUCAGAAGACGCUGACCCUGGAGAAAGAAUACAUCAAAGCACAGAAGGCCCUCAAUAAGAGCAAGAAAGCUCAGGAGGUGGAUGCAUUACUGAGUGAAAAUGAGAUGCUCCAGGGAAAACUGCACAGCCAGGAGGAUGACUUCAGACUUCAGAACAGUACUCUUAUGCAAGAGCUGUCCAAGUUAUGUUCACAGAUUGAGCGCUUGGAGUUGGAGAAUCAGGGGCUGAAAGAUGGGAAGGGCCUUUCCGCUCCGGCCCCCAGCCCUGUCUCUGGACCAACAGAUGGAGAACUGCUACGUCUCCAGGCUGAAAACUCCGCCCUGCAGAAGAAAUUGGCAUCUCUUCAGGAGCGCUAUGACAACGAGCACAAUCGUUCGCGGGGAGCAGACGUUAAUGAUGGAAAAGAGGCAGUGAUCGAUAGUCGGGUGGACUCCAAUGGCAUCCACCAGUUGCAUGCUGAUGGUGGGGGGUGCUCUGGUGAUGCAGCUGUAGCUUCUCCAGCCAAUGACGGACUGGAGCGGGCCGAUGCAAAGUGUGAUGCUCUGGAGAAGAGAGCGAAUGAACUAAGCGAAGUAGAGCUGAAGCUUCAGACAGAGAUGGAAGAGAAGCGCUUACUGAAAGAGCAGCUUCAGGCACUAGAGACAUCAAAGCUGACUGAGAUAAGUAAACUUCAGGAGGAGAUUGCAAAGCUCUCUGACAAAUUGAAGAAAAAACAGGACAGCUUUCUGCGGCUCCAGGGUGAAAAGGAGGCUCUCUACAAUGACAGCAGGACUAAAAUAGAGGAGAUUCAGCAGCGCAAAGAGGAGGAGCUGAAAUCCAUAAACCUGCGCGUGCAGAAACUGCAGAAUGAUUUAAUGACUGCUAACCAGAAUGUUGCUGAGUUGAAGGAGCAGUUGCAGAGCAAGCAGAAAGAGCAUGAGAUGGCUCUCCUUGCACUCAAAGAUCAGGUAGCCUGUCAAAGUGCGGUCAGUCAGGAGCAGGUGGAGGGCAUGCUGAGUGAGAAUGAUGCACUCAGGACUAACCUAGCUGCCUUAGAACAGAUCCAGACAGUGAAGACUCAGGAGCUGAGCCUGCUGAGGGAUCAGAACAUGGCUCUGAAUGUGGAGCUGCAGCAGAGACGCACUGAGCAGGACAGUUUACUGGCACAGAAAGAUGAUCUCAGCUCCCAGUUACAGGAGGCAAACCGAGCCAACAAUAGACUAUUGGAGCAGAUUUCUGAACUGGGCCUGGACAAAGACAAGCUACAGCAAGAGCUAGAGGAAGCCAAAAAGACUGCGGACAAGCGCAAGGCCAUGCUGGACGAGCUGGCCAUUGAGACGGCACAGGAGAAGUCCCGACACAAAGAGGAGUUGAGCGACCUGCGCCUCCAGCAUGAGAAGGAGGUGCUGAGUGUCCGGGCGAGAUACGAGAAGGAGCUGCGUGGCCUCCAUGAGGAGAAAAACCGCACAGAGGAGGAGAUCCGUGCUCAACUACGAGAUGAGAAGGCACGUACCAAAGAGCUGGAGGGUCUGCAGCAGAGUGUAGAGGAGCUACAGGCCCAGGUGCAGUCAAUGGAGGGCACAAAGGGCUGGUUUGAACGCAGACUCAAAGAGGCUGAGGAGACGAUGGAAAAGAACAGUCAGGAACACACAGAGGAGAUUCAGAGACUGCAGAGAGAGCACACUCAGCAGCUCGAGGAGAAAGCAGGAGAGAUCGAGGCUGUGAAGCAGCAGAUUGUCACCGUGGAAAAAGAGAAAGAGGAGUUAAACAGCACCAUCACUAAGCAAAAGCAGGAAAUCAGAGAUACAGUAGAUGAGCAGAGAAUUCUGGAGAAGAAAGGCAGUUCAGCGCUUAAAGACUUGAAGCGUCAGCUCCAUCUGGAGCGAAAGAGAGCAGACAAACUACAGGAGAGACUGCAGGAAAUCCUGACCAAUACCAAGACCAGGACAGGUCUGGAGGAGCUGGUGCUGUCUGAGAUCAGUUCUCCAAGUCGGACGCAGCAGACAGGUGACAGCAGCAGUGUCUCUUCCUUCAGCUACAGAGAGAUGAUGAAGGAGGGAGCCUCAGCGCAGACCACCAAUAAGUCAAACACCAGCAGUCCUCAGUCUCAGAGACCUGCUGAUCUUUCCGAUGAUGAGGUUGGUGAACUCUUCCAGAGACUGGCGGAGGUGCAGCAGGAGAAAUGGCUGUUGGAGGAGAAGGUGAAACAUUUGGAGGUCAGCUGCUCCUCAAUGGCUGAAGACAUCUGCAAGAAGAGUGCCAUAAUAGAGACGUACGUCAUGGACAGCAGGAGAGAUGGAGGAGCAGCAACAACGGGUCAUCAGGCAGAGAGAGGUGGUCUCAGUUCGGUACUGAGGGACCUGGUCAAGCCUGGAGAUGAGAACCUCCGGGAGAUGAACAAGAAGCUGCAGAACAUGCUGGAGGAGCAACUGACCAAGAACAUGCACCUACAGAAGGAUCUGGAGGUGUUGUCUCAGGAGAUUGUGCGUUUGAGUAAAGAUGCUGGCCCUGCAGAAGGCCCAAAGGCCGUGGGCUAAGACUGAACACCCCACCCAGCCUCUCAGUCAAAACUCUUCCUUCACUAGCUCAUCUUUCCAUGGCUACAGAGAGAAUGUUGUACCUACUCAAGACACCAACUGGCAGACUGACUCGAACCUCAUACAAACGAGGAGGAAGAGGAGUGUGUCCAUUCGCGAGUCCUGUACUACUGAAUGUAUUUACACUGUAAACACUCUGUGUCUUGUUUUAGUCUCCGAUACUGCAAGAGCUGGAUGGAUCGCUUGCUAGCUGGCCCCGACCGCUUUGCGUCAUUGAUUCUUUGAGCUCAGGGAAGUGGUGCAGCCCCACAGGACAAAAGUACACACAAAAUUCAGGUUGCAAGGUGGCUUCUACUAUUGUUUUUAGCUAUGUGAUGUAUGUUUGUCCAUUUUUGUGUAAAUCUGACCUUGAAGGGGCUUCCCCCAACCCUCCACCCACCAAAAGAGAGGCUGCGGUCACUAACAGCUCCCUCAUGGCUCUCACUGUUUGCCUGUAUUUGUCCUGUAUAUCUGCUUCUGUUUUCUUUUUUACCUGUUCAUAUGUUUGACUUAUGUAAAUAUGAACAUGGAAAAGAUAAAAAUAGUAAUUUAUUAGUUCUUCACAUUUAUAAUAGGACAAAUAGUAAGACUGAAAGUAUCAAAAGUAAAGAGAGAUUUGCUGCUUUGUGCUGCAGUGGAGAUGGAGGAUGAAGUUGAGCUCUUUAAGUGGGAUGAGUUUGGAUCAUUAUGUCAAAAAAUUACAGUUUAUUGGUGACAUGCGAGUGCUUGUAAUUGCACCGAUAAUUGUCUGAGCAUUUCGCACGUCUGCUCAGAGCGCUGCUACGAAGUAAAAAAGUGCCCCAUGGCCUUACUUCUCUAACCAGCACCCCGCCCAUUCUCUGUACGUCUCUCUCUUUCUACCACUCUGUUUUUCAAGGUCCAGUCCAGUUCAGCCCCUUUGAGCUGUUUCUAAUCUGCAGCCUCCAAAAAACCCUUGAAUGUUACGUCAUUCCACUUUUACAUAUUCAACUUUUUUUGAAAGGUAAACAAAUGAAGAGAGCGUUUUCCUCGUACCUGUUAAAUGGAGAAUGUUGGAGAACUCUAGUUUUUGAGACACUACAGUUUGAGCUGAGCUCAAGCGUAUGUUCUUUUAAGACCAAGAACCUUUCCAAUUAUUUCCUGUGUAUCUCGCUGUCCACAGCUUAGCCAUUCCUGUGUGCGUAACAAGAGCUUGUACUGACAUGCUCAUCUGUUGACCUGUUCAUGUCCCACCUACAAGCUCUUCUUUCGUAGCAAGUGUCGUGAGGUUGGACAAGCUUUGCAGAACGUUGGAAAAGGAAGAGCAGUUUACAGGCUUCAGAUACUUGUUGAUAUUUCUGAACAAGUACCUGAAUGCUCUCACCCUUAAAACAGUCAUAAAAAUGGUAAUAUCAUUUUUUAGUUGUCAGUCUGACGUUACAGAUACGCUUCCCAUUUGCGCUAGACAUGCAUCUUCCUUUAAAACACAAACCCUUCUGACUUGAAUGGCAUCAAUUUAUAAUGAACGAAGUGAACUAAACCAGCUAUUAUUUAUGUAUUUUGAACAUUUUCCAUAUAUUAACAGUAAUUGUUCUGUUUAAGGCCUUUGCUAAUGAAAUUAUUUCUGUGGCUUUUGUAUUUUGUAUGUGGCUUCUAGAUGCUAUAUAGAGAAGCAAAUAAUAACUUAGCAGUACCUUGAGUAUUUGGAUUUUUUGAGCCCUAGUACGGAAUUAAAAAUUCACUAAAUAUUAUUGAGCCUGUUUACACCUUGUGUUAACGUGGGCUGUAUGUUGGAUCACAUAGGAAUCACUAACUAGCGCCCUCAGUUUGACCAGAUGGGAUUGCAGUUUUCCAUUGUAAAAAAUGUCACAUUUUUUUUUCCUCAAUAUGAGUCGACGCGCUUGGCUUGAACACUUUAAUCGCCAAGAGUGCCAACUUCGGUCUCACGUGUCCUCCAUUUUUUAAAAGUUUUUUAUCCUCUCAUCCGCUAGUCAGUGUUGGGCAGACUCAUUUCCCCUUACUGUAUACGGAUAACGAAAAAACCAUUGGAUUACUCAAAACGUCCUGGUAGUGUUUAUACCCGGCUUCUCAUGAAGUGAAAUCUGAACGUGAUCUGAUGACUGGAAGCACAUGUUAAGGCAUGGUGUAAACAAACCCACUGAACCGUGUGGUUGUUUUUGAAACUAGGCAGGAUGGAAUCAACAAUAAAUUUGCCUCCAUGCUAACAUGAGCUUGAUUAGACACCAGUACCACACCUGAUCAGUUCACAGUGUGACGGUUCACAUGUAUACAAGAAAAGUUGUUUUUCUGUAUUUUCACAAAAACCUCUGCACCAGUUUCUCAUUAGGUUGAAUGGGAUUUUUGCCAGUGUUCCACAAAGUCUGUCCAGUUGCUAUGAAAGAGCGUGUUGUGGGUGGAGUCUGCUGUUGUAAGUACACAAACAAACAAUGAAUUGUUUUUAUGACUCAAAUUAAGCCCACAUAGCCUAUGAAGUGGCUGUUGAUCAUUAUUAAAGAAUUCUGAAAUACUGAAUUAUUUUGAUGAUGCAGGUGAGUGGGAGGCUUAUACUGUCUAGCAGUGAAGCUAGUUUACUAAGCAGUAGGCUUGACAUUUAUUCAUCUGGUUAAACCCAGUUGGCUUAGUGAUAUUGGUCAGAUGUGGGCAGUCACUAAUCUGUAAUGUUUAUUCUGGGUGCUUUUGAAAACAACGGUUUUGUUUCAUGCCUAUGAACUUUUACUCUCUGUAUUUUGAUUUGAUACUAUUUAUACAUAAUCAUUUGCAUGUUGUAUAUGUAUGUAUUUUAAAUUCUUUGCUUGGACACUAAUCAAAAUAGGCAUUGUAUUGAAACCAUCCGUCAUCUAAUGUAGAUCAGACAUUAUUUAUACUGUAUUAUGGUGAAUGGCGAGAUGACCAGCUCUUUUUACUUGUGACAAGACGUUCACCAUGAACAUAUUGUUAGUGAAUUCUUUCGUAUUAUUCUCUGUUGAAGCUCUGCGUUCCCUUUGCCUUUUGAUUUUAUAAAGCUUUUGAAUCUGCCAGAUAAUCUAAACAGGGAUGUCAUUACAAAAUCUUAGCUUAAAGUGAAACAACAGUGCUCUAAUCAACAUCUCCCCUGAACCUUGGUUUUUAUUUAUUUAUCCAAUUGUCACCUGUCUUGCUCAGCAAAGAAAUUACCCCUGACUUCCUGCAGAGUUAAUAAAGAAUGGCUGGAAACUCA